This is a messenger RNA of Ectocarpus sp. CCAP 1310/34, 3908 nucleotides long. The record is from the annotation of a GenBank genome assembly. NCBI's taxonomy places the organism in Eukaryota, Phaeophyceae, Ectocarpales, Ectocarpaceae.
AUGGGUGGGAGACCAAAGCGCGCAGAGUGUGAUCGCCCCAGCGCGAUAUCUCGCUUCUCGGGAGGAGUGACGGGGAAAAUCAUGCUCAGAUGGAAUAUAUACGGCGUGUGCAUCCGUAGGGGGCGAGUCAAAGAGGGCUCCAACUGCCCUGCGAACAUAGCCAAGAAGCUCGAACUGCUCGCCGAACGCGAACCGGUCGGCAUUGUCAAGAUGCUGGCUGCGUCGAGCGAGACGCCGGGCGGAUUGCCCGCCGUCCUCCGCGAGGCCGAGGGGCUCCGGGACCUGGAGGUCCUCGUGAAGAACCUCGGCGGGGACCUGAGCAUCAAUCUCCUCAACCAAGAGGGCGCGGAGGUGCUGGAGGCUACCAUCGGAGAGUGCAACAACGGGGACGGGAGCUUCCACCAACCCGGUGCGGAUUUGAAGACAGCGAAGAUACACCGUGCGAGUCAGGCUGCCUUGAAGGUGGCGAUGGAGGGUGGGAUGAUAGUGCUGUCUGCUCUGUCAAAGCACCUCUCCCUGGCGCCGGGCGACACCGACGCCCUCCUCAGCAUCCUCGAGGCACGUGCGGCGCUGAGAGCAGGCGGAGAGCGAGUGCUUGAGUGGCGGAAGGGCGAGCUGGACCUGAAGGGUCUCUUGGAUGAACGCACCGACGCGGAUCGGAGGGAGGCAGUGCUGGAUUUCCUCCAGAUCCUCGUCACUGCCCAGCAAGAGCCGGCGGAGUACCGGGGGGGCUUGAACGCAGCAAAGACCCAGGAGAUGGUGCAGAUGAUCGAAGACCUGAGGGGGGAGGAGUCUCUGGAUGCGGUUCUGGCCGGUUCGGAGGAGAUUGCAAAGAUGUGGGGGCCUCGCGGGUACACCGCCAAGAACCGAUCCGAUGGGGCCACUGCCGACCUGAGGCCCGAGACGAUUGCGCACCCGGCCCACCAGCGCACCGUUGCGAAGGGCAAGACCCCGUCGCGGUCGAACGUCAACAAGACUGCGGAAGAGCGGGGCUCAACCAAGUCGACGAACGAGGGCAAGGCCGACGGCGGUGAGGUUUGAUGUGUUGGUGCUGCUCCUCGGUGAGCUUGAUAUCAUCGACGACAAAAGAUCCCGGAUGACCACUGCUAUAGAAUCGCUUCGAGUUGGCGCCAACCUGGUUGAAGUCUCGCCCAUGUGUGGCCUCCAUAGCCCAAGUACCUGUAGGAAUGCGCCGAUGGAGGUAGGUGACGGCUACCACUGUCGCUGUCGUUGUCGUUGGUGGUGUUGAUGUGUAAGAUCGAUCUCGGGUGACCCCUUUUUGGAUAGCAUUGCCUUGUGCUGGCGCCAACCUUUGCGAGAUCGCCAUCCGGCCCACCUGCCCCUCCCCCCUCCGCCCCGAGGUUGAAAGAUGGGCAGAGAUCGCUCGCGGGGGUUCUGGCGAAGACCGCCAAGAAGCGCCGGAGUGACGGCGGUGGGUGUGCCGAUGGGCUGUUGGUGACACGUCUGGCCUCCUGUGUAUAGUCUCUCCCGAUUUGACCCGAGAUUAUGACACCUUCCUGAGCUGCGUCCCUGUUCAAUACUCGACCAGGUGCAGCGUCCGCGGGCGUAAAUCCUGAGGGCCGAGGGCCUCAAGGAGACAACGACUGGAAGCGGGACGAAGACCUGAUGGAGCCGUAUCGGUUUCUAGCUGGGGCCUCUGUCACUGUAGGAGACCGAAACGUCACUCUGCCUUCGAUGACUCUCCGUUGUGAGUCACAGGUUGCGGGAGACGCAAGGCCCGUUGCUUUCCUCGUCGAGACAACCGGGGUGAUCGCCGCCGAAGAGAGACAAUGUUCUCGGUGCCGGAAGUACCUCCGGGUGGUGGAAGCGGACAAAAAGACCCUGCAGACUCUCGGCAUCCAAGUGCAUUCCGCCUCAACGUCCGGACGGCGCCGGAGAGCGUCCAAGCUGCGAACCCCGUUUCCUAACCUCGGUUGUUUUCCGUAGUGUCCGGUGUGUUGGCAUGGAAUGGUGGUUGCAGGUUGUCCGACUACUCGAAGGGGCGAAAUUGCGACCUCCUGCUAGAGCGGAGCAGCGCAGUGGGCGCGAUCACGACGCGAUCCGGAGAGCACGCUUGUUAUGCUUGAAACGGGAAGGAUUUUCGAUGAGGUAGAUCCCGUGCGACACUACGUCUCUCGGCGAUCUCGGAGAGUUUAGGAUCUUGGGCCCAUGAUCAUUUCCUGGUGUGUCUGUUGGUCAUGCGACAAAGUUGUCUACGUGUCGGAUGGUAGAGAUGCUCGCGCCGAGGUUGUUUUGGGCCGAGGUCUGUUCAGUAGAAGUUCGUUUCGUGGGGACCCCGGGGUGGUGUAGCUGGCUUGGCUCGGUUGACGCCCCCUUGGUAUCAUGGAUACGGGCUGAUGUUGUGGAUGUGUCGUGCGGUGCGGUCGUGGCGAUAUGACCCUUUCCCUCCUGCCCAGUCUGAGGUUUAUAUUCUGCGGAUAUGUUCGGUGAUGUGGGGUUGCAGGCUGGGCUGACGAGUUUCGCGCGAAGAGAGCAUGUCUGUGUUGAAUUAGCACGUGAGGAAGAGGGUGCUGUGCGCAACCCGUUGGAUAGAGUGUGCAGGAUAGAUUUGAGGACAUCACCUGGAUGAUUCCGGCGACGCCUAUACCGAUGGGCUCUCCCCCCGAGGACAACGGGUGUGAAUAUAUGUGUGGUGCUCGACAAUGGAAAAGCUUUAUGCAUUGCCAAAUUUUCUUGUGACAAAGGGGUUGACAACGCGACCUACGUUGAUCGUCGUCGGUGUGUCAGGGACUUCCCGAACAGGGCAUAUUUUACAAACCCCACGCUCUGUAGAGCCGAUCCUCGACUCCCUCGACGGUCACCGUAGCGCUCUUCUUGUGAAGCGCCGGCGAACUCUGCCCGCAUGCCACCCUCACCCAUUCCCCGAAACCAAGGCCGUGUCCUUCGAACACUUUGAAGGAAAUUACAGCGUGCAUGACUUUCAAGUCACUGAACGUGUGCCGAUCGUCUCCAUUCACUGGUAACAUUUUCCUGACCCAAACAUUGGCCGAUUUGCUGAAUCGUUGGUUAAUCUCCGCGGCAGUUAGAUGAGCUGUGUCUUUGAUGCCUCGGAUCCUCUCUAGACCUUCGAAAAAUUCUUCGAACUCACACAGAAUAGGAACUACAGUCUCAACCGCGCCAGUAGAGACGACAGCUACAUGAGGGUUCCCCUCGCGCGGCGAGAAUUCGGCCGCCCCAAGGAUUUCCGGUAAACCACGACCGGACAUGAAAGACAAUGCACACACAAGUUCGAAGUAGUUUGCACGCGGGUAUUUGACGAUCGAUGACAUCAAAUCGAUUAACUCGGUUGCGUUUACCACAACCCCGCGCUCACACUUGGCGUCCAGAGCUUCCCUACGUUUUUUUCGUGGGAGGCUCUUUUCUUCCGGCGUAAGCUCGAGCCGAGAAACAAAACGUGGAAGCAGUUGCACUUUACGGAGAUGUUCGUCGACUUCGGCCAGCCCGGUAAAGGAGUCCUUCCGAGAGUAUACCUUGCGUCGUGCCGACCAUUUGGCACGAAGGUCUAACUUGGCAAACAUCAAGACGCGUCCCUCGGCCGUUUUGAGCUGCUUGAGGGGGCGUUGGCCAAUCAGCGAACUGCGUGCCACAAAUGUUUUUACUGAAAGGUCCAUGAAUGAACUAUUAUCACGGAGGACCCGAUUCGCAGGGCAUCCGUCGAUUGACUUUUGCCAGAAUCGGUCACCUUCGCAUGUGACGUCAGCUGGAUACUGGUUCGAAUCUCCUUGGGUGCACACUUUUUUUUCUGUUGAUUUGGAGAUUUUCCCGUAGACACAAUCUGUGUCAGUUCUGAGAACACCUUGGAGUCGAUCCUACAAAGAACCUUGUGACACUUCCAUCGCAUUACCCAUCCUGGCCACAAGAGGUUCCCAGUUGAGGGUAAAUUCUGU